CAAUUCUCUCGAAUUACCCCCCUAUUUUUAGCCAAACCAAAUGGUCCUGAGGAGGUUUAUGUCAAGAAUGUACUUGCUAACUCCUGCACCGUUGAAUGGACCCCGCCAAAAUCUGAUGGUGGUUCUCCGGUCACUGGCUACGCAGUGGAAGUGUGUGAUGAAGCUACAGGUGUUUGGACACCCGUCUCCAAAUCCACCAAGGACAACUCUGUGGAGGUUCCCGGACUCACUGAAGGUCAUCGUUACAAUUUCCGUGUAUCAGCUAUCAAUGAUCUGGGUCGUUCGGAACCUACAGAAACCCUCCUCUCUACUCUUGCCAAAAAUCCGUUUGACAACCCUGAUUCACCGCAAUCCGUGAAAAUUGACGACUACGACAGAAAUUCAGUGGUUUUGUCUUGGCAACCACCAGAUAGUGAUGGAGGAAACCCAAUAAAGGGCUAUGUCGUGGAGAAACGCACACCAAAGGGCCAAUGGGUCAAGGCCACAGCUGGGAUCAUACCUGGCACCACAGCUACUUUGACAGGCCUUGAACCUGGACGCGAAUACGAGUUCCGUGUUGCUGCUGUUAAUGAUGGCGGUCCUGGCGACUUUUCAAGACCUACCUUGCCUCAUCUCAUGCGGGAUAAGAUCGCUCCUGCUGGAUCUCCUGAUGGUUUGAAUGUGGACAAGGUGAACAAGAAUGGCACAAGACUGUCGUGGAAGAAGCCUCGUAAUGACGGAGGCUCACCAAUCACAGGUUACGUGGUUGAGAAGAAGGACGAGAAGGGUGAAUGGACACCAGUGAAACAGACCACAGAACCGGAGGCCUUCAUACCAAUGAAGGAGGGUGAGAAAGCUCAAUUCCGUGUUCGAGCUGUCAAUGAGGAGGGUGAAGGUGAGCCCAGUCGUCCAACUCCAAUGAUCACCGCCGAAGAUCAACCCAUGGCUCCACGCAUUGCCACUCCAGCAGACGGACUCAUUGACAGUCCACGCUCUGGAAUUGGUGGGUUGAAAGACAUUACAGUCAAAGCCGGCCAAGAACUUCGUCUACCUGUGACCUGGUUUGGCAGUCCCACUCCUGUUACCAAUUGGACCCACAAUGACAAGCCCAUCAAACCAGAUGGUUCUCGCAUUAAAGCGAUGAAUGAGGAUGCACCUCAUUCUGCAAAGCCUCUUCUUGGUGGCUACCUUGAAGAAGAACCGGCUGGAACCUCAGUUCUUGUCAUUCAGAAAGCAAAACGAGACGACGCUGGUACCUAUGGCGUUACUAUUGAAAAUCCUCUUGGACAGACGCGCAGUUCUUGCAAAGUUAUUGUGUUAGAUGCACCUGCUGCACCUGGAGGUCCGUUGGAAGCUGCAGACAUCAAAUCGGAUGAGAUAACGCUUAAAUGGAAACCUCCCGAAGAUGACGGUGGUGAACCGGUUAAGAAUUACAUUUUGGAAAAGAGAGUUGCUGGCACUGAAAACUGGCAGAAGGUUAGUGCCUUCUUACACUCACCAGAAGCAACAGUUCGUAACCUGGAAGAAGGGACGCCCUAUGAGUUCCGUGUUAUGGCGGAGAACUCGUAUGGAGUUAGUGAGCCAUUGAUGACAACCGGAAGCAUUAAGCCAAAGCAUCCCUUCAAUCCACCGUCUGGCAUGUCCGAGCCAUAUGUUGAGGAUACGACAGAUGACAGUGUUACUCUCUCAUGGGACACCCCCACACGUGGUCCAGUGUCUGGCUAUAUUGUCGAGAAGAAGCCGAAAGGUUCUCGCGAAUGGACCAAAGCCAAUCUGGGCAAUGUGACCGGCAACUCCUACACCGUAAAGGGUCUGCCCACGGGCAAGGAGUUCGAGUUCCGUGUUGUGCCUUACAAUGCUGCAGGCAAUGGUGAACCGAGUGAAUCCACCGGUCUUAUCAAAGUUCAGAAGCCUGUAGAGGCACCGAAAAUCGCUCACGAUACACCUACUGAGGUCAAUACAGUCCUAGGCCAACCUCUCAAGAUUCGUAUUCCAUUCACUGGCUCUCCUCCUACUGAUGUUGAACUGGUUAAGGAUGGAAAAUCAGUGCCCAUACCGAACGACCAUCUUAAAGUGGAGAUUACACCUGAUGAAGUUAUCAUAACUGCUCCCGUCUCAGAGAAGGCUGAUACCGGUGUCUAUGAUGUCAAAGUAGCCAAUGAAAAGGGCUCCGAUCACAGACCCAUCAAAAUCAACGUUCUCUGUCCUCCGGACUCACCAACAGGCCCGUUGGGUGUUAGGGAGGUCACUGCCAACUCGUGCAAACUAUCGUGGCAACCACCGGCUGCUACAUAUGGGUCGCCGGUAACGAAUUACAUCGUAGAGAAACAAGAUGUUGCAACUGGCGAGUGGACACCAGUAAGCAAGUUCGUACGUCAACCAGAGUACGAAGUCACAUCGUUGGAUGAGGGCAAGAAGUACAAAUUCCGAGUCUCAGCGGUGAAUGACUACGGUGUCAGUGAACCCUUGGAAGCGGAACGUGCCAUCACUGCAGUUGAUGAAGCUGUUGCACCGGACGCUCCGCAAAACGUGGAUGUCACUGAUGUUACGGAGGAUAGUGUAUCCUUGGAGUGGACAAAACCACGUGGAACUGGCAGCAAACGCCCCACGGGCUACGUCAUUGAAUACAAAACACCAGACGGUGAAUGGACUAGAGCACCUGUUGGGCAGAUUAAGGGAACUUCCGCUACUGUAAGCGGUUUGGAGAAAGGCAAGCGUUACGCCUUCCGCGUUUCUGCCAAAAACGACGCAGGUGUUGGAGAGUCCAGUCGUCCAACUCCGACUGUCGAAUGCAAGCCGAAGUAUACAACUCCUGGGAGCACCAGUAUGCCGGCAGUUGAUAGCGUUGGUCGUGAUUUUGUCAAUCUCUCUUGGACUCCACCCAAGCGAGAUGGUGGCUCGCGUAUAACUGGUUAUAUUGUGGAGAAGCGUCCUCGUGGUUCUCCGGAGUGGAUUCCUGCUACUACCUCUCCAAUUGUUGGCACCUCGGCAAAUAUCAGCGGACUACCGACUGGUGAGGAAAUGGAGUUCCGUGUUGUUCCUGUCAACGCUGCUGGUAAGGGAGAACCCAGUCCCGCUACUCCGAUGACUAAGAUUGAGGAUAAACGUGCUGGAGCAGCAGCCGACUUCAUUACCAAAUUAACACCAGUUUCGGAGGGCGUCGGAGGUACAGCAGAAUUUGUGGUUCAAGUUGAUGGCAAUCCUACGCCCAGAGUUCGAUGGCUCCGUAACGGUUUGGAACUGAAUCCGUCCAGCCGAGUAAAGAUCACUGGACCCGAUGCUGAUGGCAUGGCGCGACUGGUACUAGACGACCUCAAUGAACACGAUGGUGGUGACAUUACUUGUGAACUAGUGACACCUGUCAAUCGGAUCGCAUGUACUGCACCCCUAGAGGUCUUUAGUGCACCGCGUAUCAAUGAUGAGGUACCGGAGAAAACUGCAGAGGAAGGUGACCUUGUCAAAUUCAAGGUUCCAUACACUGCCAAAGGCAACAUCACCCUCAAAUUGCGUAAGGACGGUCGUGAGGUGCCUGAGUCAAACACUGUCAAACUCAUGGACCUGGAUGGUGUAGCUUCCGUCCAACUCAAAGACGUUGAUCGCGACAUGGCGGGCAAGUAUACCCUGGAUAUAUCCAAUGAAAGUGGAACUACCUCGGUACCGCUUACUUUGAAAGUCCUUGGCGAGCCUGACUCAUGCCAAGGGCCACUUCAGGUUACCGACACGACUCCCUUCAGUACUCGCCUCUCGUGGAAACCACCACGCAGCGACGGUGGUGCCAAGGUGACGCAUUAUGUGGUGGAGCGGCAGGAGGUGGGCAAGGAUAAUUGGGUCACCGUCCAAUCAGCUUGCACCUCACCCUCCUCAGAGAUUCAGGGUCUCACAGAUGGUGCUAGCUACAACUUCCGUGUUGCCCCUGUCAACGAUGUUGGACAAGGACCUUGGCUCACUACGACCACUCCGAUUGUUGCCAAGUAUCCAUUCGACAAGCCAUCGACACCAGGCCCGGUUUCAGUCUCCGAUGUGGGCUCAAACUUCGUCAAUCUCACGUGGUCACGUCCAUCCAGCGAUGGUGGUGGUCGACUUCUGGGCUACUUCAUCGAGAAGCGUGAGGUUGGUGCACCAAAUUGGACCCGGGUGAAUGUCAAUCCUGCCCUAACCCUCUCAUACAACAUACCGAAUCUCAUUGAGGACAAGUCCUACGAGUUCCGCGUAAUUGCUGUCAACGAUGCUGGUGAAAGUCAACCCUCUGUUAUUGGAAGUCCGGUUCUUGUCAAGGAUCCACUGAGCUGCGAUACACCACAGUUACUGCGUCCAUUGAAGCCUAUCACUGUCAAUGAGGGACGUGAUGCAGAAUUUGAAAUUGAGGUGAACUGUUCAUCACCUUACGAGGUCACGUGGUACAAGGGCGAUCGUGAACUUGUGCCAUCGCAUAGAAUUGACAUGUCUCGAGAGGGCCGUAUGUGCACCUUAACGAUUGCCGAUUGUCAAGGCGAGGAUACUGACGACUACAGUGUGAGGGUCUCCAAUCGCGGUGGCACAAAGUAUAGUCGUGCUUCACUCGCUGUCAAUACUAAACCACAAAUCAAUCUGCCAAGCCGAUGGCAAGAGCCGACGGACUGGGAGCGGGGUGAUACUAUUCAAAUUAAAGCACCCUUCGUGGGAUAUCCAACACCUCGUGCCACCUGGAAAUUAAAUGGAAAGGAGUUGCGCGAAGGAAAGAACGUACAGAUGGAGAUGAAACGUCGUCAUGCCGUUCUUACACUCUCCAAUGUGGAUGAGAACACUACUGGUAAAGUGGAACUGGUCUUGGAGAACUCAAUGGGCAGUGACUCCGCCACUAUCGAUUUGCGCGUCCACGACCGACCUCCACCACCCUACGACGUUUGUGUGGAAGGCACUUCUGAUGGGUGUGCCCUGCUCUCCUGGAAGAUGCCUCCGGACUCGGGUUACGUCUCCGAGUACAUAAUUGAACGAGCGGAGGCGCCAGGAGAUAAUUGGAUUCGUGCUGGUAUCAGCCGCUUCUCUCCCUACAACUGUGAAGGCCUACAAAAUGGUCAUGAGUAUAGAUUCCGUGUCUAUGCUGACAAUCUCCAUGGUCGCAGCGAUCCCAGUGAGCCCUCUGAACCGGUUUUGAUUAAGCCUGAGGAGAAGACACGCAACAAACAGAGACGAAGACUUGGUGAUGGUGAACCCAGAGGCUCCUACGAUGGUCCACCGAUCACCGAUUAUGAUAGAUUUUGUGAGUUGGGCUUGCUCUAUCUGCGUGAAACCUUGAUAACUUUAUGCAAUGCUACGAGCUUAUGA
This is a messenger RNA of Hydatigera taeniaeformis, 5283 nucleotides long. The record is from the annotation of a GenBank genome assembly. Lineage: Eukaryota; Metazoa; Platyhelminthes; Cestoda; Cyclophyllidea; Taeniidae.